Physella acuta is the source of this 1568-nucleotide messenger RNA. RefSeq lists its product as uncharacterized. The record is from RefSeq and is a predicted model, not a curated record. NCBI's taxonomy places the organism in Eukaryota, Metazoa, Mollusca, Gastropoda, Physidae. Gene Ontology annotation, molecular function: protein binding. Gene Ontology annotation, biological process: positive regulation of protein ubiquitination.
GAAUUUGUUUUCUAAGCUGUUCGCGUCAGUGUAUUGAUGUACUCUCUCAGUUUACGCCAAAAGAGCCAAGGUGUUGCGUUUAAAUUAACAAAACUAUGAAUGGAAAAUUAUAAGAAGGCCACCAUACAAGUAGAGAACUAUAAUAUUGACUAUUUAACUAGGUAUUUUAAAUCCAAAACGGAAGAUUCCAAUUUUCUUGACCAACUUCCGCCAGACAUAUUGUUACAUAUUUUCUGUUUUCUUAACGUGGAUGAGCGCUUAAGACUAGCAUGUGUAUGUAGGUCAUGGAGAGAUUUGAUCCACAACACACCCCACUUGUGGCGCAACAGCCAACUAAAACUUUGCUGCGACUGCGAAUGUGUGCAAUGGAGAAGAACAUUCUCUUCCGUAAAGCGAUUCGCAAGCCAUUUCCGGGAGUUAUCAAUCUCCUGCAGUCAUCACAAUAACCACGCUGGCUGCAAAAUUCUUGCCGCGGAGUUCCAGAAACUUGUGCUUUGUAUACACGAUCCGGUUCUGACGUCAUUGAAGAUAACUGAUCUACGACUGCAGGGUUCUCUCUCUAAAACCGUUUCCGGUAUCAGUGAGGUUCUGACGUGCAUGCUCUCCAGUCUUGACCGUCUGCAGUGUUUCAAAAUGUCGUCUGCGCAAUGGCCGCUACAUGAAGGCAUCAAGGUCAUCGACACCGUCUUGACCGUGUCCAGAGGAACCCUCCAGUCUCUGGUCAUCGACGGGUUCUUUGAGGCGACUUCUUUAGCCCAGAGACCGGCUGAGUUUGACCGAGUGACCAACGGCAUCCUUUCUCUCAACCGCUUGACAAAACUAGGCAUCGACUACGGUCUUCUGACGGAUGAAUUUGUGACUACGCUCUCCGGGUCACACGCAGGGCAGAUUAGUAAAUUAAAACUAGUCAUAAGCGGCUUACAGGAUUACUACUUGCCUAAGAUCGCACACGAAUGUUGGUUAAAAUUGACUGAGGCUUGUCCAACAAUGAAGGUUGCCUUUACUUUGGAUAUCUGGGUUUUAGACCUGGCACAAUCUUACGUCGAUAUACUAGAUCCUGCCUUACCUAUCUACAAACUGCGGCUAACCUAUGGGUUAAGAUUCGCUGCUUCGUUCUGGAGUUGCGGCUAUCCUAGUUACAAGCUGAAAUAUAUCGUCAAACAUUUCAGGCAUAGUCUUGUAAAACUGGAGGCUGAUACAUUCAACGAAGAAGACAGGCUCCUAUGUAGCACACUUCUCAAUCAUGGCACAAUGGACGAGGCUGUUCUACACUUCGUGACACAUUGUUACCGUUUGCUGCAUGUUAAGUUCUCAGCUCUCUUUGAAAACCCAGAGAAAGUUGAAAUGGCUGCAAAGAAGGUGACGCAGGGGAGGCUACUGCGAGAUUUGAAAAAGACCAUCAGCAACAAACGACGUAAAAUGAAACAGGCCAGUGGUCUAGGUACAAACGGAUCAAAGCCGCCGACGUCCAAGAAGAUCAAGCUAUAGCAUACUGGAUCUUAUGCACGAAUUGUUUUUAAAGACUCUAGCUCCGAGUUACGUGUAACGUGAAUGCUAACAAAGACUUU